This is a messenger RNA of Aspergillus nidulans FGSC A4, 771 nucleotides long. RefSeq names its product mitochondrial 54S ribosomal protein mL41. The coding region runs from base 24 to 437 and encodes 137 amino acids. The record is from RefSeq and is a predicted model, not a curated record. Gene Ontology annotation, molecular function: structural constituent of ribosome. Gene Ontology annotation, cellular component: mitochondrial large ribosomal subunit; mitochondrion. NCBI's taxonomy places the organism in Eukaryota, Fungi, Ascomycota, Eurotiomycetes, Eurotiales, Aspergillaceae. The transcript has 3 exons.
CGUCAUCAUACAGUAACGCCAAGAUGAGACCUUCUCAACCGAUGAUGGCGCGUCUGCGCUUGACGACGAAGCAGGUUAAUGGUGGCUACUACAAGGGAAACCGGACGGGGUCGAUGGGUUACUUUGCGAAGAACGGAUCAUACGUGAUUGACUGGAAGAAGGUUCGCACAUAUGUUGUGCCUGAGAAUCUGAACGAGUUCAAGCUCACCCCGUUCGUCACGAAAGUCAUGGCCCCCACAAAGAGCAGAUACACCCACGAGAUUGAGAGGAACGGCAAGAUUUUCAUAGCUGAGAGGGGCCUCCAAGGAAAGGAUUUUCUAGAUCUCUGGGCAUCAGAGAACGGCGAGGAGGUUCUCAAGCAGGAGGAGAUGGACAAGGAGGAGGCUGCGCGCCAGGCCAAAGCAGCCGCCAAAGCGGCCAAGGCGCCUCGUCAAUAGAUGACAGCGAUGCAUCUGAGAAAGUUGACGUUAGUAUACCCGUGAUGGACGUACAACGACCGACCCGUGCGCGGAGCCUUGAUAAUCCAUCGGCAGUGUCGGAUUGAUUGUAUCAUAUGUACAGUAUUAGCAUUGAAAGGGGACCCCAUUUCAACUACUGGAGCACAGUACUCCUGACGGGGUACGUGUUGCUCAGGUUAUAUUGGUUCACUGGCGCAUAUAUGGGGUUUCAUGAUAGCAUGGCUGCUUUCCUUUUUUGUCUUUGGCGAUGUGACUGACACAUAGAACAAUAUACGGAUACCCUAAAUACCGACAAUGGGAUUUCUGGACUGUA